Messenger RNA from Pangasianodon hypophthalmus (striped catfish), 2427 nucleotides. Its product is annotated as BEN domain-containing protein 5. The transcript has 7 exons. NCBI's taxonomy places the organism in Eukaryota, Metazoa, Chordata, Actinopteri, Siluriformes, Pangasiidae. Bases 297 to 1286 code for a protein of 329 amino acids. Gene Ontology annotation, molecular function: DNA binding. Gene Ontology annotation, biological process: negative regulation of DNA-templated transcription. The record is from RefSeq and is a predicted model, not a curated record.
GGAACCAUUAAAUACCAUUAGUGUACCAUUACAGACCAUCAGUGUUACACUACAGAGAGUGAAAACACAGCGCUUUGAGUCAGAACACGCUGUAAAGGCUUGAAACUGUGUGAGCAGGGUGGUGGUACUGAAUCAGAUGUAUGUUAGGGUGGUGUUUUGUUGGAGAAAGCGCAGUUAGACGGAUGACUGGGAUACAAAGAGCAGCUCCACGCUGCAGCUGCACGCGCUGAUGUUCCGCUACUACACUAUUUAAGGUUGCGUUAACAAACGGAAGAUCUGCUUUAUUACACUUCAAGAUGUCGCGUCGAAAGCAGACAAAGCCGAGUCCUCUGGAAGAUCAUGAAAUGGACCUUGAAAUUUCGAGAAUUCCAGCUCCCUACAUGGAAAGAGAGGAGGAAGAAAGAUUACUGCAGGAUGAUUGCGAGUAUCACAGUGAAUCCUCAGAGAGAGAAAAGAAGAUCACAGUGGAGUCCCAGAAAAUCUCUCUGCUGGAGCUCAUGAAGAAACAGAUCACUGUCAAGAGACAGAGGGAUUUCUUGGACAGUGAUGAGGAGUCUGUUGUUUCUUAUAAACUUUACCAGGAACUUCAGGAUAGUUACGUAAUACUGAAAAAACGUCUCAGAGAGAAGGACGUGAUUAUUGCAGAGAAGGACACUGCAAUUAGAAAGCUGAGCGAAAAGUGCAGAAGGAUGACGGUGGAGCUGGACAAAAUCAGACAACUGAAUAUUUGCCUUCAAGAACAACUUUUUUUAAAUGAAGAAGGAACGCAGACACAACACACAAUUUACACAGAAAACACAGAAUGUUCGUAUGAGCCCUAUGAAAAUGUAUUGGUUCCUAAUGUGAAUGAGCUUAAAGAACCCCCACCUGAGGAUCUCUUAGAGAAGGACUUCGGGAGGGUGGACCUAGGACAUGGGGUCCUUUUGGACAAACAAAAAUGGAAGGCCAUCCAAAGAAUGGAUUCUCAUUCUAAGUUUUGUAAGUCGUUGGCUGUAGCCAUCUGGGGCCUUGAGACGCUAAAGGAGAGGAGUGUGACCGGCUCCAAAUCAAAUGCCAUCAAAGGGUCCGUGGCGAAGCCUCCACUAUCACCAGAGAAAGUUGGUGUCAUUAGAGAGUGCCUGAAGGACCGACUACAGCAGCGUGGCUAUCAGAAGGAGGAAGUUGAUGGGCAGCUGCGUUUAGUUCGACGUUUUCUGUCUGAGAAAAUCUGCGACAUCAAAAGGAAAGUCAGUAUAAAUUUAGAGGGUACCAGCCCCUCCACUAGUUCACAACUUUCUCAGACCUGAAGAUUCGCCACUCGUUUUGCUACUGGGUGCCACAAGAUCUACAGCUACAAAGGACUAUGAAUGACUGUAAAGUGGAACAAACUUUCCUCCAUUAGUUAAACAAAGUGCAUUUUUAGGUUCAACCCAAUUAUGGAACAGUUGUAUAUACUACAGUGUUAUUAUCAAAUGUGAUGUAAUGCACAUUAAACCACAACACUGUUGAAUUCUCAAACCUGACUGGUCAUCAGAUGUUGAUUCAUUUUCUAUAACAGCAGCUCUGACAGUAGUGCCAUCUCUAAUUCAAAUCAUAGGUUUAUAUUAAUGUGGUCGUUUAAAUACGUUAUUGUUUCCGUAGUAAAAAGGGUAUGGAGGGCACUCCACAAUAAUCUACAGCUAUUCAAAAUGGAUUUAAAAAAGAUGUCACUUCAAACAAAGUAAAGUGUAUAAUUAUUGAUAUGGUAAAGCUUUCUGUAAGGAAACGUUUAUUUACCAUUUAUGGAAGGAGUCUCGGUUGACAGUGCUUUGUAAUGGUCAGUUUUCUGCCACAGGAAAAUCUUCAGGACAGAGAACUUUGUGCAUUUCAGUUUCUCAGUAACUUCAAGAAAGUAAAAAGAGAGGCUGGCGAGAGAACAACUGUUCAUAGCUGCUAUAAUGUAAGUGAUAACUGGAACUAACUUGUUCCAUAACAUUAAACAAAACUAGCUAUAAAUGGAUAAAGUAUGUCGUGUCAUUCAUGAAUAAAUUAAUAAGUUGUAAUCUUUGUCAAAUUACUGUGGUAUAACUUCAGGGAGGUAACACAUCACGCAGGCUGCUGUUGUUGAUUAUUUUCCUAUAACAAAACACCCUGUGGUGUUUUAUUCCUUACUUGUAGUUUUAUUACAUUUUAUAUGUAAAUCCAAUUUUGUUUACAUAGUGCACUAUGUAAUUUUGUUCCUUGAUAUUAUGUUUUUAUGUGUAGGGGUUUUUUUUUUUUUUUUCUCAAAUAUUACCCUUGUAAUCCAGAAUAGUAGAUUUCACCAACCAUUUCAGCGAAGAUGAUUGAAAUAGAUUAUUUAUUAUUAUGUGUAGUUGGUGGUGAGUUAACAGGUCAGAAGCUCUUGAAUGUUCAUAAUCUGCAAAAAUGAAUUUACCAAACAUAAAGUCACAAGAUUGAAAGGAGAAA